GCCACCCCUGUUCGUGGCCUCGCUUGGCGCCGUCUGUGCACUGGGGACCCUUGAGCUGCCUGAGUUCUGAGUGUUCCUGCCCUGGCCCCACCUGCUGCCCGGGCUCUGUCCCAGGCAGGUCCCAGGCACCGGGCUGCUCCCCAGGCUGCAGUGGGUAUAAGACGUGCAGUCACCUUGAGGGAGGGGUUUUGGUCCUGCCACCCGGGAGUGGUCCCAAGUAACCACAGCCCAGCCAUGGGGACUGCGCUCGUGUACCAUGAGGACAUGACGGCCCCCCGGCUGCUCUGGGACGACCCCGAGUGCGAGAUUGAGUGUCCCGAGCGCCUGACUGCAGUCCUGGACCGCCUGCGGCAGUGCGGCCUGGAGCAGAGGUGCCUGCGACUGUCAGCCCGCGAGGCCUCGGAGGCAGAGCUGGGGCUGGUGCACAGCCCGGAGUACGUGGCCUUGGUUCGGGGGACCCAGGUCCUGGGCAAGGGGGAGCUACAGGCGCUGUCCAGACAGUACGAUGCCGUGUACUUCCACCCGAGUACUUUUCACUGUGCCCGGCUGGCCGCGGGGGCUGCGCUGCAGCUGGUGGACGCCGUGCUCCUGGGAGCUGUGCACAAUGGGCUCGCCCUGGUGAGGCCCCCUGGGCACCACAGCCAGAGGGCAGCCGCCAACGGGUUCUGCGUGUUCAACAAUGUAGCGAUAGCAGCUGAACAUGCCAAGCAGAAACACGGGCUGCACAGGGUCCUGGUCGUCGACUGGGACAUCCACCACGGCCAGGGCAUCCAGUACAUCUUUGAGGAUGACCCCAGUGUCCUUUACUUCUCCUGGCACCGAUAUGAGCAUGGGCGCUUCUGGCCUUUCCUACGAGAGUCAAAUGCAGAUGCCGUUGGAUGGGGACAGGGCCGUGGCUUCACUGUCAAUCUGCCCUGGAACCAGGUCGGGAUGGGAAAUGCUGACUACAUGGCUGCCUUCCUGCACCUGCUGCUGCCGCUGGCCUUUGAGUUUGACCCUGAGCUGGUGCUAGUCUCCGCAGGAUUUGACUCAGCCAUCGGGGACCCUGAGGGGCAGAUGCAGGCCACGCCGGAGUGCUUCGCCCACCUCACACAGCUGCUGCAGGUGCUGGCCGGCGGCCGAGUCUGCGCAGUGCUGGAGGGCGGCUACCACCUGGAGUCACUGGCACAGUCGGUGUGCAUGACGGUGCAGGCACUGCUGGGGGACCCGGCCCCGCCCCUGCCGGGGCCCCUGAUGCCGUGUCAGAGUGCCCUGGAGUCCAUCCAGAGUGUUCGAGCAGCCCAGGCCCCUCACUGGGUGAGCCUCCAGCAGCAAGACGUGGUCGCCGCACUGAGUCCCAGCGCCCGCUCCCCAGAGGGGAGGCCCCUGCCUGUGCCGCCCGGGGGCCGUGCAUGCGAGGCAGCAGCUGCUGUGCUGAGCUCCCUCCUGGACCAGCGGCGCCUCCACCCCACACCCCCCGUCCGCACGGCCGUUGCCCUGACCGCGCCAGAUGCCACCCUGGUCCUGCCCCCUGAUGUUCUCCAUCAGGAGAAAUCAGCACCGAGGGAGGAGGCAGAGACCUGGGCCAGGCCACAUGCAUCCCUGGCCCCGGAUGAGGCCCUCGCUGCACUUGGGAAGCUCCUGUACCUCUUAGAUGGGAUCCUGGAUGGGCAGGUGAGCAGCGGUAUCGCAGCCAUCCCGGCCUCUGCUGCAGUGGCCAUCCUGGAUGUGGCCAUUCGGAGAGGGCUGUCCCGUGGCGCCCAGAGGCUGUUCUGUGUGGCCCUGGGACAACUGGACCGGCCCCUGGACCUCCCUGAUGAUGGGAGGACUCUGUGGCUGAGCAUCGGGGGCAAAGAGGCAGCUGCCCCCUCCAUGUUCCACGUCUCCACACCACUGCCAGGGAUGACUGGUGGGUUCCUGAGCUGCGUCUUGGGCCUGGUGCUGCCCCUGGCCUACGGCUUCCAGCCUGACCUGGUGCUGGUGGCCCUGGGGCCUGCCCAUGGCCUGCAGGGUCCCCAAGCGGCUCUCCUGGCUGCAGUGCUGCGGGGGCCCGCAGGGGGCCGAGUCCUGGCUCUGGUGGAGGAGGAGUCCACGCCCCAGCUGGCCGGGGUCCUGGCCCGGGUGCUGCACGGAGAGGCGCCUCCCAGCCUGGGCCCUUUCUCGGGGGCCGCUCCGGAGGACGUCCGAGCCCUCAGGGAACUCAGGCGGCAGCUGGAGCCACAGUGGAAGAUGCUGCAGGUGGCGGGUGAGGCCGGCUGAGGACGCGCGGCCCUGCUGGGCGCGGCGGCCAGGGCUGGAGCAGCCGCGACGGCGCGCUCUCCCGCCUCCUGCUCCAGCGCCGUCCUCCCGAGGCAGCGCGGAACCGGCCGCGGCGGGAGUGUCAGCGCCGCAGAAGUAACAGCACGCGCCGGUCCCAGCCCGGCCACAAUCCCCAGCUCAGCACCGCCCGCCGCCUCCCGUCCCCAUCGUCCCUC
Propithecus coquereli (Coquerel's sifaka) is the source of this 2453-nucleotide messenger RNA. It is a transcript of the gene HDAC10, whose product is annotated as histone deacetylase 10. Lineage: Eukaryota; Metazoa; Chordata; Mammalia; Primates; Indriidae. Gene Ontology annotation, cellular component: histone deacetylase complex. The record is from RefSeq and is a predicted model, not a curated record. Gene Ontology annotation, biological process: chromatin organization. Bases 235 to 2238 code for a protein of 667 amino acids. Gene Ontology annotation, molecular function: histone deacetylase activity. The transcript is spliced from 19 exons.